Molecule: messenger RNA, 2445 nt
Organism: Westerdykella ornata
Lineage: Eukaryota; Fungi; Ascomycota; Dothideomycetes; Pleosporales; Sporormiaceae
Exons: 4
Coding region: 1-2445 (814 amino acids)
Biological process (GO): regulation of transcription by RNA polymerase II
Molecular function (GO): DNA-binding transcription factor activity, RNA polymerase II-specific; RNA polymerase II cis-regulatory region sequence-specific DNA binding
Source: RefSeq, a predicted model, not a curated record
AUGGCCCACCGCUCCCAUUCCAACACCUCAAUAUCAACACGAAGCAACCGACCCCUUUCCCGAGCAUCGACUACAAGCAUACACUCCUUCGAUCAGCACGAUCAGUCGCACGACUUCCAGACACAGUACACCCACCAGUCAGCCCUCACAAACACCUACCCGACGCAGUUCGGUCAAGCUUAUGCUCCCCUUGAACCCGCCUUGCUACAAGCCGCACAGCAUGCGAGCCAACAGGAAAGCAUAUCCAUCGACUCUGUUCAACGCUUGAUGUCCUUCUCUGCCGAUCCCAGCCAGCAAUCCGCCGCACAACACCCCACGUCCCAGCAACCUUACGACGCAAGCCAGGCCGCCCACGCCCUCCAAGCAGCCAUGUCCCAACCCCCGCAGCAGCUCAUGGGAACUCCCAUGGAAUCCGAUGAAAAGAAGAAAAAGGGUUCAGCUUCGGCUAGCGCAACAAACGACAAGGAGCUUAGAGAGAUGCUCGCUAAGAACGAAGGACGCCGUCUGGAAGACGUGGCUGCCGAAGUGAUUGCAACAGACCGCACUUCCAAAGCUGAAAAGUCGAAGCAGCUGUUCGCGAUGCUUUGGUUGAAAUCCGUUUGCAGGGUAGCAAAAACCUCGGUGCCGCGUAACCGCGUUUAUUCAAGAUAUGCCGAUCGAUGCGGUACAGAGCGCGUAAUCCCAUUGAAUCCAGCAUCUUUUGGAAAGCUUGUCAGGGUCAUCUUUCCAGGCAUACAAACAAGACGUCUUGGCGUGCGAGGAGAAUCAAAGUAUCACUAUGUUGAUCUUGCGCUUAUUAACGACGGCGAGGAGAGAGAUGAUGGCCGCCGACCAGGAACAUCACACAUGACUCAUCACGAUUUGAAGCGGCAGGCCUCGAUGGGUCCCAAAAUUGACUUCAACUCCAUGCCGCGACUACCUGCAGAUACUGCCGUAUUCCCCCAGGAACAGGCAUUCGAAUCUCAGAGCGGCUUUGUCGCCCAAACUUCAUCGAAAGGAUUGCUCUUCACCGACAUCUACUCGGACCAGUAUCGUUCUACUGCAGGCCGUCAAACAUCUGACACGUAUGAGUACGAGCUGAGAUUUGCGACAUCGGAACAAAUGGCGCCAGAAGAACCUGCAGCUCUUAUGCUGCCUGAUAUCACACCAUACCUACCCCCCAGAACAGAUCCCGACGCUGCUCAGGCGCUAGUCGCCCUGUACCGCACCCAUUGCACCUCGCUUAUCGACUCUGUCCGAUUCUGUAAAGAGAAGCAAUUCUUCCGUCUCUUCUCUUCCUUUCACGGGACACUUACGGUGCCGGUGCAGAAGCUGUUUGCUCAACGCGAGGUUGUACCGUGGAUACGAGAGUGUGACUGGAUCAUGUACCAGAAGAUGAUACGAAACCUUUCCCAACUUACCUUGCAGGUUGCCCCUCCACCCGUCCUGAAGUUCCUCGACAAUGUUGAGAAGAAUCUACGGCCUCACCUCUGCAAGGUUUUCAGCAGCCUCCCCAUCCACGUUUUGGAAGCGAGACUUGAGCCUGCCACGUUGUUCGCACACUUGCUUCGACAGAUGCUCCGCGUCAACUCGACCGCCCAUGCCGCCGCAGUAUUACUAAUGUCCGAUCAGAACCGCGACCAGAUGUGGGCUGAUUGGAGAAGGCUGGUGAACCUCAAAAGAAUCAUCGAGAACGAACUUCCGCAUAGUUGCGGGCACGAGGCCGUUUACAACAUACUAAACACCGAGAUAAGAGGAAUGCUCCUCCCUCUCCGCACAGAUGUUUGGUUACCGGACGGUACAUUCUAUCAGGAACCAGUGCAGGAUGCCACGGAUCUUACAAACGAAACCGUCAUCGACCGGAUCGCCGCGUUCCUCACAAGACUGCCCUCCAGAUUUCCGCAUGUACCUGCUCGCACGAUUCUCCACUGUGUUAAUGCACUGGGGUCCGCCGCUCUCCGGGAGAUUACAGUUGAGAACGGCCAGAGCUUUCAAGGCUGGUGGCUUACGAAAGUUUUCAUCGACGAAAUGGGCCAGUGGUUAGCGUCCUUGGGCGGGUUCCUUGCCCACACUGCCCCAAACUGGAGUCCUCUGUCCUACUCCCCUACACUUGUGGACCAGCCCACUGAUGCUGGCAAUGAGGCGAGCGGGAGCAACAACGACAGUCGAUUUAGCAGUAUUGACGCAGAAUUCGGUCCCAGCCAAAACCAGAGCUUUGUGGCAAAUGGGAACCCUGCCAUAUCUGCGGCUGGUGAUUCCAACACAGAAAUUACUGCUCGACAGUUUACUCAAUCCUAUGAUCAGAUGAGCUUCAAUUUGGAUCUCGACCUUGCGACUUCCCAGCAAGAACCGAGUCACGAUGAUAGUGGCAUCCUCCUUGAGGAGCACAUGGAUACGAAAUAUGCGCAGACCGUGCACCAGGCUUUCAAGUCGCAUCUUGCGCACCUCCCAGCUGGGGUCAGCUAG